Molecule: messenger RNA, 3168 nt
Organism: Dromiciops gliroides (monito del monte)
Lineage: Eukaryota; Metazoa; Chordata; Mammalia; Microbiotheria; Microbiotheriidae
Gene: DDO
Product: D-aspartate oxidase
Exons: 6
Coding region: 167-1261 (364 amino acids)
Molecular function (GO): D-amino-acid oxidase activity; FAD binding
Source: RefSeq, a predicted model, not a curated record
AACAAGUGUUUUGGUUGCAAGUAUUCGGUGGGUUCCUAGGCUGACGCCCCAGACCUGUGCAAUUCAGGUACUCUUCUCCUUCACUUUACUAACCAGGUGGAAUUCUCUAAAGGUGAGGUUUCUGCAGCGUCCUGGGUGCCUCAAAGGUGGCUUGGUAGCAGAGCCAAUGGAUAUGACCAGAGUUGCAGUUAUUGGUGCAGGUGUAGUUGGGCUCUCCACAGCUGUCUGCAUUUCUGAAUCCAUCCCACAAUGCUCCAUUGAUGUUAUUUCUGAUAAAUUUACACCUGACACCACUAGCGAUAUAGCAGCUGGAAUGCUUAUUCCUCAUGCUUAUCCAGGUACACCAAUUCCCCUGCAGAAGCAUUGGUUUCAAGAGACAUUUGACAGAUUGUUUGCAAUCACUAAUUCAUCAGAAGCUCUAGAUGCUGGCGUUUACCUGGUAUCUGGCUGGCUGAUAUAUAGAAACAUUUCACAGCAAGAGAGGCCCUUCUGGGCUGACACCGUGCUGGGGUUUCGGAAGAUGACUGAAUCAGAACUGAAGAAAUUUCCGCAGCAUGUGUUCGGCCAAGCCUUUACCACCAUGAAAUGUGAAGGCCUCUCCUAUUUGCCAUGGCUGGAGAAAAGCGAGACAGUUUUUGCAGUGGUGUCUGGGAAGGGCCUGUGUGGUGUGGCAGAACCUCCAGGUGUGCAGAGGUUAAGGGGCAGAGGAGGCCAGGUCCACACAAGAAAGGUUGAAGAUCUCUGGGAGCUUUAUGGCUCAUAUGAUAUUGUUGUCAAUUGCUCAGGCCUUGGAAGCAGAGAGUUAGUAGGUGACUUGCAACUUUUCCCUGUGAGGGGCCAAGUACUUAAAGUUCAAGCUCCCUGGCUGAAGCAUUUUAUCCGAGAUGGGGAUGGACUGACUUAUAUUUACCCAGGAGCCUUCGAUGUAACACUAGGUGGAACAAGACAAAAAGAUGACUGGAAUCUAUCCCCUGACCCACAAAACAGUAGAGAGAUUCUUGCCAGGUGUCGGGCUCUUGAGCCAUCUCUUCAAGGAGCUUGGGAUAUCAAAGAGAAAGUGGGCUUGCGGCCAUCACGGCCAGGAAUUCGACUGCAGAAGGAGAUGCUGGUACGGGAUGGACAUCGACUACCUGUGGUACACAACUAUGGUCAUGGUGCUGGUGGCUUGUCAGUGCACUGGGGCACUGCUCUCCAGGCUGUUCAGCUGGUCAAGGAGUUAAUCACCACCUUGAAAAUCUCCACUUCUAAGGCAAAGCUGUAGAUGAUAUUAAACUGCAUGUAGCACAGUGUGAUUGAUCACCAGCAAUAGGCAUUACUCAAACCUUAAGAUGGCAUAGUGUAUGGAGCGUGAAAGUUGAAAUUCAAAAGACCUGAGUUUGAAUCCUGUCUCAGGUACUUACAUAGCUAUGUGAUGUUGGACAAGUCACUCAACCCCUUCAGGCCUCUGUUUCCUCAUCUGUAAAAUGAGGAUGAUGAUAGCACCACCUCACAAGGUUAUUGUGAGGAUCAAAUGACAUAACAUAUGUAAAGUGCUCUAUAUAAAUGUUAGCUAUAAUAAUAACAACAAUAAAAACAACCAAUUGGGAGGCAUAUGCUCACUAAAUGUUUUCAGUACCAUCAUGAUAGAUGGAUUACACAGAAAACAAAUUGAAGAGGGAUUCCCUGUAGACAGUGAAGUCAUAUAGAUACUCUUGCAUGUAUAUUAUGUAAGGUCAAUCUGCAUUGAGUCUCAAAAUACUAUAGAAUCUCCUCAGUGCAAUCCAUAGUCAAUUAAGUGUUCAGACUUCACAAUCUACAUAGGAAAAACCAAGUGGAUGAAUAUUUAAUGUUUUCAUCAUAAAAAAAGCCUAUUGAUUUAAUUAAUACAUUUAUUUAGGCCUGAUAUUGCAAAAUGAAUAAUGAGUUGGGCUCAUAAUUGAAUGAGAGAAUGGUCUGAAUUGUGUUUAGGAAAUUCUAAUUCUCUUAACAAUUUCAAGCUGCUCUGUGAUACACAUAACGUCCAUCUUUUUUAGCAAGAAUAUUCUCUUGGUUGUACUAUAUCAUUGUGGAUGAGAGCAAUUAUUAUGAAUAACUAGUGAUUUGGGGGGAUUCAGAGUUCCCCCUUUUUCUGUUUUAAAGACCUUAGUCUCAGAAGAUUGAGUUAACCUCCUAUAUUCAACCUCACCCAACCUUACAAGGAAUCUCUAGUCUAAGAUGAAUUCCAUUCAAUCAAGAUUGGGUAGAGACAGACCCUUUUGUCUAAAUUGCCCACAACUCAGGGUGGUCUGAAUAUAGAAAUGAUAUCACUCAGCUCCUCAUUGUAAUAGUCAUUCUCUCAUUAAUUAUUAACCAAUCAGGGUUGAUUUCUACCCUGGGGAUCUCUUCAAAGGGAUUACAAACUCUGAGCUCCACCAUCAUGAUUGACUUUGGUCUAAGAGAAACAUCCAAAUGAUCAUCUUUUUUAUUAAUAAACAUGCUAGCCUUAUUAAUAAAAUUAUUAAAUUACUCAGAAAUCAUGUCUCUUGAACCUUUUUAAUUACCACAUGGAAUACUCUAAUCCCUGAAGAGUCAAAUCUACAAGUAGAGAUGUAUGAGGGAGAUAUAAAUUGGUUGCAACAUAUCAAGAACAGUGAUUUGCAUACAAGAAAGGGUACAAAGAAUAUCAUCAUGGAAAUGGAUGGUUAGAAAAGGAGGUAAUCGGGUUGUAUAGUGAAAGGAAAGGAUAAUGGAUGGCCCAAUUGUCCAAUACCCACAGAAUAUUCAAGAACUUAGAGAAAGGCAUCUAGCAUUUUGGGUAGAUCCUCUCUGGAGGAUUUAUGCAGAAGAUGAAAAGGAGUGAUGGAAGGAGUGAUGGAAGUUGAGAGUGUAUGCUUAUUGAUGACUUCAGAGAUCCAUUGAAAUAGCAUAGAUCUAAAGUCAGAAGGGAUAUUAGAGGCCAUAUAGCCCAACUCCAUAUUUUACAGAAGGGGAAACAGAGGCUCAGAGAAGUGAAGUGAUUUGCCCAAGGUCACUCAAGUAGAAAUUGGCAGAGCCAGGAUUUGAAGUCAGGUAUAAGGACUACACAGGUCCUCUUUACCAUGCAGCUCAAGUUUAUCAAAUUCUGCCUCAGACACUUAUUAGCUAUAUGAUUCUGGACAGGUCACUUAACCUUUUGAGCCUCAGUUUCCUCAUUUGUAAAAUAGGGAUAAU